AUUUUGUUUAACCAGCCUGUCUUGUCUCAAAGAAUUUUUCACCGAAAAAAACCUUGUGUCUUGUUUUCUUUUGCAAAUUCGCUGUAUAAAACGCACGAGGAAUGUGCCAAGUUGUUGGUAAAUAACAUUUACUUUUUAGUUCGACCCAUUUAAUUGCGAAUUAUGUCGUCCAUUAUCACGCGCAAGGAUGGCGACGUCGACGACCAGAAGUUGUCCAAAAAGCGCGCUGCCGCCUCAGAUUCCGGAGGCGGGAGUGGCGCCAUCGAAGCGCCCAAGAAAUCCCGCUUCGAUGUCCUGGAAAAAAAUGGCGGUGGUGACCAGAAAGAGGAUGCGGCCAUGUCCGCCUCGCUGAGUUCCACGCAGAUCAAGCUAAUGAUGGCCCAUGCCCAGAGAGAGAUCGAGGAACGCAAGCGGGCCCUGAGCAAUCUGCGCGACAAGGAUCCCCUGCUGGCAUCCGUUCCCUCGAUUGGAAUGCCCGUUGCCCUGGCCACCCAGGCGCUGUCCAAGAAACCCACGCCCGAGGACUCUGAGAAGGCCAGAAAGAUAGCCGAAUUGCAGGCGCAGAUCAGGGCCAAGCUCACCGGCAAUUUGGCAAACUUGAUUCAACCAAAUGCAGUGGCAGCCGCCGCAGCAGCUGCUGCACAGGCACAGGAGCGACCCAAGCCCCUGAUCCUGGACGAGGAGGGACGCACUGUGGACAAGAGCGGAAGAACCAUCAACAUACCCACGGUGACACCCACUCUAAAGGCCAACAUACGCGCCAAGAAGCGCGAGGUUUUCCAGCGCCAAACUGGCUUGGGUGAACGCAGUGAAUCCGGCACUUCUGCGCAAGAGGAGGCCAUCAAGUACUUUGACGAUCGCAUAGCCCAGAAGCCCACGGUGAGGAACAAGAGGACACUGCGGUUCCAUGAGCCCGGCAAGUUUCAGCAGCUGGCCGAACGGAUGCGAAUGAAGAGCCAGUUAGAACGGCUGCAGAACGAGAUUUCGCAAAUAGCCCGAAAAACGGGGAUCUCGUCGGCCACCAAGCUGGCGUUGAUUGCUCCGAAGCAGGACAUGCCCGACGAUGUGCCCGCCAUGGAGUGGUGGGACUCAGUCAUACUCACCCAGGACCUGGAGACUCUAGACGAGGAGAGCGGUAAGAUAAGCAUUCGCCAGACGGCCAUUAGCAACCUCAUAGAGCAUCCCACACAAAUGAAGCCACCAAAUGAGCCCAUGAAGCCGGUGUAUCUGCCCGUAUUCCUUACCAAGAAGGAGCGCAAGAAGCUGCGUCGCCAGAACCGUCGCGAGGCCUGGAAGGAGGAGCAGGAGAAGAUCCGCUUGGGAUUGGUGGCCCCACCAGAGCCCAAGCUGCGCAUUUCCAACCUAAUGCGUGUUCUGGGCUCGGAGGCCGUGCAGGACCCCACAAAGAUGGAGCAGCAUGUCCGCGAGCAGAUGGCCAAGCGGCAAAAGGCGCACGAGGAUGCCAACAAUGCCCGCAAGCUGACCAGCGAGCAGAAGAGCGAGAAGAAACAGCGCAAACUCAGGGAGGACACCAGCUGCGGAGUGCAUGUGAGCGUGUAUCGCAUACGCGAUCUGCAGGACAACCAGAGCAAGAAGUUCAAGGUGGAGACCAAUGCCAAGCAGCUGCAAAUGACCGGCAGCGUUGUGUUGUUUCGCGAUUGCUGUGUGGUCGUCGUGGAGGGUGGUCCCAAGCAGCAGAAGAAGUACCGCCGCCUCAUGCUAACGCGCAUCAAGUGGGAGGAGGACCUGGCGAAGGGCAACGACGGGCAGGACGUGCCCAACUCGUGUGUGCUCGUUUGGGAGGGAACUAGUCAGCGUCGCCACUUUGGCGAAAUCAAGUUCAAGAUCUUUCCCAUGGAAAAAAUGGCCCGCGAGUUCUUUCAGAAGCACCAGGUUGAGCACUACUGGGAUCUGGCAUACUCGGGGGCCGUGCUCGAGGCCUCCACGGAUCAGCAGUAGAAGGAGUCGCUGGAGAUGCGACGAAAAGCAUUCUAGGAAUUACAAGUAAAA
Molecule: messenger RNA, 2010 nt
Organism: Drosophila gunungcola (fruit fly)
Lineage: Eukaryota; Metazoa; Arthropoda; Insecta; Diptera; Drosophilidae
Gene: Prp3
Product: U4/U6 small nuclear ribonucleoprotein Prp3
Exons: 2
Coding region: 163-1959 (598 amino acids)
Biological process (GO): mRNA splicing, via spliceosome
Cellular component (GO): U4/U6 x U5 tri-snRNP complex
Source: RefSeq, a predicted model, not a curated record